UGUUAUAAUCUAUACUUCACGAUUUACUAUGAGAUGUAAAAAUACGUAUUAAAUCGUAUUCACAUGUUAAAUUGCAUCAUAAAACACAUCCGAUUUUCGGUCAUAACAUUAUGUGAUUUAUCACAGAAUAAUUUUCAGUAGGGUUGAUUACAGUACAAAUCAGACCGCCGCUACCUAAGAAAAUAUGACGUCACAACAGAAAAACAUUCAUUAGGCAUAUGGACGUGCCUACAGACCAACUUCGUGCUAUAGACGUGCUCUAAGGUUUUAUCAUGGAGCAAUAUUAAUGGUUUUAUAUAUUGCAAAUUUCAAAUUACCCUCAUGGUGUAUUACACUACGAUUACCCUUAGAUUCUCGUCAUUUUCUUCUCAUGUUAAGUUUUCGAACAGAAUAUCUUUCGUGGACACUUAUCGGUCUAGAAUGAAAGCAUUGUGAUUUUCGAUAUUCAAAUUGUCACCGCAAUCGGUUAAAACUUUGGAACGCACCAAUUACAUCACUGAACUCGAACGAGUGCUUCGAAAUCUAUCGGCACAACAGAUAACUCGCCGAUACGAUCCCCAGAUGUCGCUACGAAUAUUCAAUAAUCGCAAAACAAGAGACUAGCAUGAGAAAUGGGUGGGAAAACUCGUGUUAGUAGUAUGCAUGUACCGUCUUCUCAAGUGGUCUGUGGUCCUUCUACCCCGCAUCCGAUGGUAUUGGGUGAAACAGUGUUGCGAUAAUAAUGUCUCAGUUGGAUCUCGACCCUCAAUUCAUGCAAGGACUCCGUCUCCUACAUUCGCCGAACAAGGAUUCAGCAGAACAACUUCGGUCCCUUCUUGAUGACGCAAUCAGACAAAAACAUGGUCCAGCGAAAAUGCUCUGCAAUGUUCUCCAUAAAAAGUACACAAUGGAAGAGCCAGUGCUUAGUGACCACAGCAGUGGUAGUAGCAAGAAGAGCAAAGGAUCCACCACGUCAUCCAAGCACUCGAGCAAAUCGAGUAAAAACAGUUCACCCAUCAACCUACCUUCGCACGACACUCCCCCAGAUAUUAUCCAGACAGAUGACACUUUCGCCCUAGAGAUUCUAGAAGAUGAUUUAACAUGCGUCAUUUGCAAGGGAAUGGAUGUAGGGGCAAGGAACCGACUUGUGGAGUGUGUAGAAUGCCAUUCUCUCUAUCACCAGGAGUGCCAUACGCCUCACAUUCUGGAUACUCAAAUAGAUGAUCCGAGACUAGUUUGGUAUUGCUCGAGCUGUUCAAAAUCUCAACAGGCGUCAAAGGACAGAAGUUCGCCGCGAACUAUUGCCGAAGGAAAAUCAAAAGAUCACAAAAAAUCAUCAGGUUCCACCUUGAAGCAUUCCGACAAGUACAAAUCAACUUCUGGUAACGCUACCUCGUCACAGUCGAAUAGUGGCGGCAGUACACCAACAGGUGCAUCUAGUGCACCAAAACUCACACCGAAUAUAAACAUUGUCAGUGGGGACAGAAGAUUAAGGGAUAUGAUGAAGAAAGUGAAGCAAGAGAAACGCAGUAACAGUAGUGGUAGUAGUAAGCAUUCUUCGUCAAAUGCACUUUUAUCUUCGUCGAAAACUGCCCAAGAUAAGUCUUUACUGUUUAAGAUAAAAUCGGGCUCAGAAUGAAUGAUAGGAAUUAAAUCCUUUUUUUUUAUGUUCCUCUCAUGCCGAGCAAUCUUGCUUCGAGAGCCGAUUUUGGAUUGAAAAAAACUCUGUAUGUAAAUGUAUCAAAGUAAAACAACCUUUUUUUUUAUUCAAAAAAAAGUUUAUC
Molecule: messenger RNA, 1763 nt
Organism: Neodiprion virginianus
Lineage: Eukaryota; Metazoa; Arthropoda; Insecta; Hymenoptera; Diprionidae
Product: integrator complex subunit 12-like
Exons: 5
Coding region: 722-1618 (298 amino acids)
Biological process (GO): snRNA 3'-end processing
Cellular component (GO): integrator complex
Source: RefSeq, a predicted model, not a curated record